GGAGUGCCGAGAAAAUGACUUUACGCGAGAGAGAGUUGUUUGAGAAGGAUCCGUCUUCUCCGCCUCUCCUGUGACGCCCAUUCUGUAGGCACGCCUCAGUCUCUGGGAUCGCACCAACUCAAAGCAAGUAAGGGAAGCGGCGACACCUAUUAGUAGGUGUGGAUUGUCAAUCAAACCGACCCGCCCCAACGCUUCUCAGACGGGAAGCACACUGACCAGAACUUCUCCAGCAGCUGUGGAGUGGGACCUCUGUGGCAUCACGCAGUAUCACCGAGCAACAAAACGUCCAAAAUGUAAGGAAAAAAGCAGUCAUACACCACUUUCUGAAAGUAGGUGUGUGUAAAACGAUGCGUAAAGUUGCUGACACGCAGCACUGACGCGCAAUAAUCUGUGCGUAAAAGUGACUCGAAGAGGACAGAACUAAAACUUCUGCGGUGGAUGAGUUUUCUCGGAUGCGAUGGAUGCGUCAGAAAGUCUCCGGGACGUCAUGACAAGCUGACACUGUGAGGAAAAAUCAUUUCGAGCUCUUAGAGUUUAUGUCUGCUUUCCAAAGUUUCGGGACAGCGCUGGAACGGAGCGCGCGGCGGAGCAGCAGAUGCUGAACAGUAACUAAGCCUCACGACUGGACAGCUAAUGAACUGAAUUCGUCUGGACUGCAGACUUUAUGUAAGAAGUAGGACAAGCAUAACGCCGCCCAGCUAGUUCUUUCUGUAAUGCGCAGAGACUCGUCGCGUCUUGCUGUUAUGAGAGACAUCUGCUCUGAACGUUCAGUUCUACAGAAAGUUGUAGCUAGCUGAUGCCACUGCUCCAGCAGGAGUUAGUGGAAAGUUUUGUCGUUUACAUCCUUUUGUCUACCUCUUCUCAACAUGGACGAGGGUGUUGAGUGUGCUGCGGCUGACAGCUGCUCGGACGGGGAAAGCAUCAAUCUCAGCGUCCUCAACUGGGAACAAGUGCAGCGGCUGGACACCAUCCUCACCGGCUCCAUCCCCAUCCACGGCCGAUGGAGCUUCCCCACUCUGGAGGUGAAGCCACGGGAUAUUGUCAAGGUGGUCCGGAGCCGCAUGGAGGAAAAGCGGAUACAUGUCCGGGAGGUGCGGCUGAACGGCUCCGCGGCCAGCUACGUCCUGCACGAGGACAGCGGCCUGGGAUGGAAAGAUCUGGACUUAAUAUUCUGCGCCGAGCUGAAAGGAGAGAUGGAGUUCCAGAUAGUAAAAGAUAUAGUUCUGGACUCUCUUCUGGACUUCUUGCCCGAGGGAGUGAACAAAGAAAAGAUCACACCAGUGACUUUAAAGGAGGCCUAUGUACAAAAGAUGGUGAAAGUUUGCAAUGACUCAGACCGCUGGAGUCUCAUCUCCCUCUCCAAUAACCGUGGCAAGAACGUGGAGCUCAAGUUUGUGGACUCUCUCCGACGGCAGUUUGAGUUCAGCGUGGACUCCUUCCAGAUCCGCCUGGACUCACUUCUCCUCUUCUACGAGUGUUCAGAGCACCCCAUGGCCGCCACUUUCCACCCCACAAUUCUUGGGGAGAGUGUUUAUGGCGACUUCCCCACCGCGCUCGAUCAUCUGCGUAGGCGCCUCAUCUGCACUAGGAGCCCCGAGGAGAUUCGUGGUGGGGGUUUACUGAAAUACUGCCACUUGUUGGUACGAGGUUUCCGUGCCGCUUCUGACAGCGAAAUGAAACUGCUACAGCGCUACAUGUGCUCACGCUUUUUCAUAGACUUUCCAGAUGUGAGCGAGCAGAGGAGGAAGCUAGAAUCAUAUCUGCAGAACCAUUUUGUAGACCUAGAGGACAGAAAGUAUGACUAUCUGACCACGCUGUAUGACGUGGUGCAGGAGAGCACGGUGUGCCUGAUGGGCCACGAGAGGCGUCAGGUGCUCAGCCUCAUCUCGUCGCUGGCACUGCGGGUGCUAGCCGAGCAGAACGCCAUCCCCAACGCUGCCAACGUCACAUGUUUCUACCAGCCGGCUCCUUAUGUCUCAGAUGGCAACUUCAGCAAUUAUUAUGUAGCUCAGGUUCAGCCUGUCUACCCCUGUCCUCCUUCGCCUCCUCAACAUUACAUUCCUCCUCCGCAACAUCCUAUGUACGCCACCUGGUUGCCCUGUAACUAAAUUUAUGUAUAUGCAAGAACUUAGGCGUAACUGGCAGAACUCAGACCUCCUUGAACGGGAUGAAUAAUGAUGUUUUUUAUCUCUUCCUUGAGAUUGGAGAUUGAGGGAAAUGAGAAAAGGAAAAGCGGGAGACAAACUCAAACAAAGAGUGCAGAUAAAAAGAAGAGAAUAGCAGAAAGAUGAGGAACCUGCAUGAAGACAGUGGGCCACAGAAAGGUUCCCCUGGGACUGGGUGCCACAGCAGGAGGAGCUGAGCACAUAGCGAGAGAUGGCGGUGAGAGAGGCUGACCCCUCAGUUUUAGGGUUCUCUCAUCAGCUAAGAUUUAGUAGAACAAACCACAGCUUGUGCCCACCAGCCUAUGAUAGUUCUUGUCUGUUGUUAAUUAUGGCUCACAGGAACUCACAUUUCAAACAAUGAACAUGUAUAAUAUUCAUACUAAAAACCAAAACAGCCACAAAGAGUAACAGAGGACACAAAUGACUUGCUGAAGAUACUGAUUCAUGGUCAAACAAUUGCAACCUUCUGACCUUCUCUACUGUGUUUUUUGUAUAAGGGACUCCUUUUCACAGACAAUGCAAAAUGAGGAACUGGAUGCUUGUUUACAAAUCCAAAGAACUAUUUUGAUACUCAACUUUAUCUUAGUUCUGAGAAAAAAAGAAAGAAUAAAACAAUGCAUGCUUUAUUUCUGUACAGGAAUAAUUUUAAGUGCCUAGAUGAAGCCUAAAGGGAAGAGAUGUUUUUGUGACUCUGUAUCGUAGAGAACUGUCGAGUUGUCUAAUGGACAUUUUCAAGGUGAUAAUGAAUGUACUGUGGAACAGAGUUUACCUGCAGUAUGCUGAAUAAGGUCUCUCACAUUUAGGGAGGUUUUGAACCCAGUGAAUUUUUUUGUUUUUUUUAAACAAUGUUUAGGUAAUGUCUUAUCUGCGGUCCUGCUUGACGAGCUCACAUCCUGAUUACUAAAGGGGAAGUAACAACAUAAUCUCAUCAUCUACACAGACGGGGGAGGGGGACGUCAGAUCAAAAAUGCUUGUAAGAGUUGAAUAUAUGGUCAUUUUGAGAGCAAUGUACACAGAAAGAAAGAAAUUUGGCAGCAAAAGAGCAAAUGAGAGAAAAAACUGCUGUUAUCUGCUGUUUCCUUGGAGUGCAAAAUAAAUUACCAGUGCACAGCUUGAUAACCAAGAAGCAGUUUAAUCACAGAAGACAGAUAAUAUAAUACUGUGGGGGUUGAAUUGGAACAAAAAUAAAUUUGAACAAGUAAACAUUUUGGCCAUUGUGCAUUUAAAAAUACAGUUUCUUCACCUGUGGUCCCAUAUCAAAAUGCAUUUAAAUUACAAGCUGUUACAUCCAUUGCAGCUGCUCAACCCUCCUUAAAGGUACCCUGUGGAGUUUUCUUGCAAACAAACAAAAGCCAUGUUUACAUUUAGCUUAAACAUUGUCCGUGUCCUUGAGGGUCUAACAAAAAUUCUAAGUGUGCUUUCUUCCUCAUAAAACAUUAGCAAAGCUGAGUUUUUAAAAUAUUUCAAACCAUGCUUUGUUUACAUUUGUGUUUGCUAGCUUGCAGGCUUCUUUGUUUUGCCUUUUAAGGCACUUUAUGUGUCUUUCCCUUUACUUUGGUAUACAUUUACCACCAGCAACUGACAGUAAGCUGAGUGAUAUGUAAUUGAUGGCAGAAUAUAAAUCAUCCUGCCCGCAUGGUUAUGCCCACUUGUAUAAAAACAUCACUCUAUUAGUGGUCUUAUCUCUACGGGUCACCUUUAAAUUUCAGAUACUUAAUAAACAGAAAGCAAAGCAGAUAUGCAAUGUGUUUGAAAUGCAUUUUGUAACAGGGACAGCCUGUUGUCUUAAAAUUAACUCUUGAAAGUUUUGAUCCACUUACAUACAAAUAAUUCAAUUUCGUAACAUGGUCAUUUUUUACCUAAUUUUACAGUGUAAAACCAGUUUGUUAUGCUGUAUGUUCUGUAAAAAUAUGUUAACUUUCCAUGUGUAAGACAUUGAUCCGACAAGCUGUUUGUUUGUCAGACGGCUGGAGGAUGGAUGGCAGCAGUAGCAGCUGAGCAACUUUUAAAGUGAGGAGUAAAGGCAAACCACUGGCAGAGUCCCAACAGAGAAUAUGUUUAAAAAUGGGCUGCAUGAAGUUUGAGGAUCCUCAAAGAUGAUUUAUGCUCAAUGAAUAUUGGCCAGGGUAUGUUUUAUCUUCUCUUUAAUAGAAUGGAAAUGGAAUGGAAAGAGUUAAAAGUGUGAAGCAUUUGGAAAUUGGAGCUGCUGAUGGCUGUCAAUUUUUUUUUCUUAGCAUGAAAAAGCACCAAACAAUGACAAAAUGAUGUUAAAAACAGACAAAGACAACUGGGUUAAGUUUGUUGAUAAUCAUGAAAAUAAUGGUGUACAUUUUCAGCUUUACAAGUGCAAGAGACUCAGCAUAUUCUCUCAAACAUGUCAGAUCUCCUAUUUUUCUAUCGAUCUAUAUUUUUGUACAGUUUGUGGUUGAUAUAGCAGGCAGAUUCAAAGCUGCGUCAUUGAGUCUAUUUUGUGGUGUGUGCAAAUUUGUGUUUUAUUGUGGCUGAUGAAGAGCAGUGCAGGUGGACACAGUGACUAUGCUGAGGUGCAGAUUUAAGUUGUGUUCAUUGUCCUCUGAGCUGAGUUGGGUUUCUGUUGCUCCAAAGAGAUUGUUUCACUGUUCUACAUGUGUUUUUAAACUGCCAUCUUGUUUGGACAUAAAAAAUGAUGAUCUGAUAAUUGUGUUCAAAUUGACCAACUUGAGAAUUUAAAACAAAAAUCAAAUAAAAAGCAAAGAAAAGAUGAAAA
This is a messenger RNA of Scatophagus argus, 4911 nucleotides long. RefSeq names its product terminal nucleotidyltransferase 5A-like. The record is from RefSeq and is a predicted model, not a curated record. Lineage: Eukaryota; Metazoa; Chordata; Actinopteri; Scatophagidae. The transcript is spliced from 2 exons. Gene Ontology annotation, biological process: mRNA stabilization. The coding region runs from base 867 to 2108 and encodes 413 amino acids. Gene Ontology annotation, molecular function: RNA binding; poly(A) RNA polymerase activity.